Sphaerodactylus townsendi is the source of this 6478-nucleotide messenger RNA. It is a transcript of the gene N4BP2, whose product is annotated as NEDD4 binding protein 2. The coding region runs from base 230 to 5599 and encodes 1789 amino acids. The transcript is spliced from 17 exons. The record is from RefSeq and is a predicted model, not a curated record. NCBI's taxonomy places the organism in Eukaryota, Metazoa, Chordata, Lepidosauria, Squamata, Sphaerodactylidae. Gene Ontology annotation, molecular function: ubiquitin binding.
GCUGAGGCCUACCUGCCCCUGGCGCCUGCCCACCCCGCCUACUCGACGCCUGUUUACGAGAGCCUCGCGCCAAACCUUGGCACGGAGAGGAACGGCGGGUUCCGCGGGCAUGAGGUUUGCGGUUGCUCAACUGAAUAUGCAGUCUGUUAAAAAAACUUCUCUUGUGAAUGGAACCAAUGUUAUACGGAUAAAAUAAAACCCACAGGAAACUUUUAUUUUGAAAAAGAAAAUGCCAAAGAAAAAGAAGAGUCUUGGCGUUAGCCUGUCUCGAAAGAGCAUCAGCUCAGAAACUAUUGCUGCUCCUGGCUUGGUUCCCUCCCCUGUAGAUCAUUCAAUGUCGCAAGCACCACAUGGGGUCAACAAAGAAGAACUCUUCAGCAGCCUGUCAGAAAUGUUUUCAGAUUUGGAUCCUACUGUCGUAUACAUGGUGCUGUCUGAAUGUGAUUUCAGAGUGGAGGACACUAUGGAUUAUCUACUAGAAUUGUCCACGGCUGCUAAGCGGGUAACAUCCUCGUCCACAGUCUCAGGUUUUGAUUCCAUUUCUGCAUCACUGUUUGUUGAAAAUCAGCCAAGCGUUGUUGCUAAUGAAACAGAGGACCAAAGUUCUUCAGAAAUAAAAACUGUGAAGUUGAACGAAGAAUUGGAGAGGUUUCAAUCAUCUGAAGAACUGGUUUAUUUAGUAGAAAGUUCUUUUGGGAAACAUUAUCUUGAUAGUGAAUUGAAGGAUCUGAAAAAUGGCCAAAUCUCAGGUACUCUUUCUGCAGCUUUGGACAAUUGUAGUUCUAGUCAUAUUGAGAAGUUCUCUGAAUGUGCGAAGUCCAGCUUGGGUUGCAAUGCUGUACUUUCUUCCCAAGCGGAAGCAGACAAAGAAAAAAUGGAGAACUGUCUGUCUUCCCAAAUGGAAGUAGACAGUGAAAAACUAACGGAGAACUUUAUGUCUGCUUUAAAUCAUGACUACUAUAAAAUCUCUGAACCAGUUUUGGGAGAGUCCAGCAUUCAGGCAAACAACCCAUUGGAUGACGGAGCUGUAUUUGCACAAAUCCCAGAGAACUGCAGUUUACCAGAAGUAGUACUAGACAGCAGUGCAGUUCCAGAAACCAUUGCACAAGCCAGUGCGGAAACAUCUUAUGCCAAUCCAGGUGAGAUGCAGAAUGCUAUAUUGGACCACACAGUGAUACAUAGCAUGCCUACUCAACUCUGCCAGGGAGCUGCUACUCUUGAAGGGAGUGCUUCUGACAAUUCUAGUUCCUGUGAUAAUAAAAAAAUGGAAGAUGCAGCAGUUGUUCGUUAUGAUCCUACAAAUAUUUCUGUUCCUGACCUGUGCCCAGUAGCCAGUUUUAAAUUGCCCCCCCUUGCGGAUGUUGACCAGCCUCCACCGGCAUGGAAUUCACGUAUUUCUGUUCUUCAGAAACACUGUCAGGAGUCUACCUGGAAUUUAAUGGCUCCCGCCUUUUAUCCACAAAGCCAUACUUUUGUAACUCCAGUUGCAAUCAGCCCAGGACACUGGAGGCCUACUCCAAAUUACAGGACUUUUGGGAAAACAGACUCCCCGCAAGAAUCUUCACAGUGCUGGGGCAUCUACUCUUCUUUGGUGAAGACCUUGGGAAAUCAAGAUGAAAGCCAAAAAACUAGUCUUUCUCAAGUACAUCAGCUCUCUGUUUUUCACAUGAGAAAAAAGGUGCCUUUUGCGGGUCAUGUGCUUGUUCUUCUCAGAGGAGUUCCAGGAUCUGGCAAAUCAUAUUUAGCCAGGUCUUUGCUUGAGGACAAUCCUGGUGGAAUUAUUCUUAGUACAGAUGACUAUUUUUAUAAAAAUGGACAAUACCAGUUUGAUGCUAAUUGUUUAUCAGAGGCACAUGAGUGGAACUGGAAACGUGCCAAAGAAGAAUUCGAAAAAAGGGCCACUCCUAUAAUAAUAGACAACACAAAUAUACAGGCUUGGGAGAUGAAACCUUAUGUUGCUUUGUCGCAGAAACACAAAUACAAAGUUGUAUUUCGUGAACCAGAUACAUGGUGGAAGUUUAAACCAAAAGAACUGGAAAGGCGGAAUAUUCAUGGAGUAUCCAAAGAAAAGAUCAAAAAAAUGUUGGAGCGAUAUGAACAUUGCCUGACUAUUAGUUCAAUUUUGAACUCUUCAGUGCCAAGUGGAAUGAAAAGUGCAGCCUCUGAAGAAGAUUUUUGUCACAAAAAAGGACCAGGGAAAGAAGACACAAUGUCUUGUGGGGGAAAGGAAUCUUUUGCUUCACCUUUAAAAUGCACAGAAUGGAGCAUGGGUGAGAAGCAUCUGCUGGAGGGAGAAGCACCGGGAAACCAGAAUCUUCAGAAGGAAAAGAGAGAAAUUGGACAUAAACUAUUAGAAUGCCAUUCUGAACGUAGCAUCCCCCUGGAGGAUUUGGAUAUUUAUGCAUCACCCCCGAGGAGAGACCAAGUGGCGCCUGUUCUUGAAAUGGAAAUGAUUAAAGCUGACCUUGAGAAGUCUGAGGACAGCACGGAUGCACAGUGCUGUCUUGGAAAUGGUCAGGAGUACAAUAACAAAGACUUAGAUGUUCAAGCUGAAGCAAAUCAGUGUGGUGAAGUAUUAUCAGAAAUAGAAUUAACUGAGACAGGAACCAGGAAUAAGGAAGGUUCUGGUUUAGAGAAAUCAGAAAGGCCAGAGAUACUAAAUUUUGUGGGAGACUGGCCAGUGGAACAGACUAUGGGGCAGAGGCUGAAAAGAGUAAAAAGGUUGCAGAAACUCACCAUGAAGAAUGAUGAAGAUGAUAAAGGAAUGAAUACGCCCCCUCUUGAUGCAAUAAAGGAUUCAGAUAAAGAAGAAACCCUGCAUCGGAUUGAUAAUCAAAAGGGGCUGUUACAAGAAAACAGACCGGAAGAUAAUAACCAGAUAGGCAUAUCUGGUGAUGAUUCAGAGGAAGAGGCAUCAAGAUUGCUCAUGGUAGGGGACUGGCCCGUCCAAAGUUUUUUAGAGCAAAGGAAGCAGAAAAUGAGAAUGCCCAAGAGAGGUCUUGGUGAUUCAGAAGAGGUUACAAGUGAUCAGUACAAUACCAACAAAAGUGAUCUAAACCCGUUGACUGUCUUUUCUGGAACAUUAGAAAGUAGUGAAGAGUCACAGAUCUCAUCCAAGAAAGGAAGCAAUGGGGCACUUAAAAUCUCAUCUCCUGAAACUCUUAGUGAGAAACAGCCUUUACAGAGUAAACGGCCACGUAAGCAUCAUAAAUUAGCCCUGACAUUUACCAACAAUUUGGUCCUCAGCAAGCCAGAGGAACAUUUGUCUCUGUUUCCUUUGCUGGAAGAGACAGCAGGUGAACCUAGCUCUGCAAAGGCAACCCAGUAUUCACAGACGGAGCCUAAAGAUUUUGCUCUCCUGUGGAGGCUUGAAAGAAAAAUGAUUGCUACUGAUGAUACCAAUGUGUUACAUGGUAGAUUGGAUGGAUUCAUACCAAAAAGCAUAGAUACUACUCCAGAUUGUACAGAAAAAAUACCAUAUAAAGUCACCUACGAUAAAAGCACAUAUGUGGAAGAAAGUGAACUGGUCCAUAUUGAUGAAUCUGAGAACCUAAAUAUUUUGUGUAAACUCUUUGGGUCCUUUUCUUUUGAUGCACUUAAGGACCUGUACGAAAGAUGUAACCGGGACAUUGACUGGACUACAGGAAUCUUAUUAGAUUCUGCUGAAAAGCUGUGCAAAGAUGACAACACUGAAUGUUUGCAGGAAACAAUAACUCAACUCUCUGGUAUAGCUCUUGACUCUAAGGAGAGCUCUAACUGUGGCGAGUCUACAAAUCCCACCCACAUAACCAGAACUUCUAGAAUUAUUCAGAACUCAGAAAAUGAGAAUAUUUCAAUUAAUGAUGGUGGGAAUACUCUGGAUGCCGGGUUAAGUGCUGAAAUACCCAAUUUACUAACAAAUGAUUUGUUUGUUUCUUCAGUAGAAAACAAAAAUGUCAAUCAUGAUGUUCCAAACAGUAGUGUAAGUGAAUUGGGUAGCAAAGAAUCUGUUUUAGGUACUCUGAAAACACAUACAAAAGAAAUAAGCCCUACUGUACUAUUGGAAAAUGAUCAAAGUACUUUUUUGAAUACUGAACGUGACUUCUGCGCUCCUGCAGCUGAGCUUGAUUAUUUAAAUGACGGUUCGGCCACUUUAAGAAGUAUUUCUGAGACUGAAACAGGUAUAAUGUCCUCAGAAGAACAUCAAGAGUGUUCAGAAAUGAAAGGUGCAGCUGCUCAGGGGAAUCCAGUACUUCUGAAGGGCUUUGUGCAAAAUGAAAGCAAAUCCGAGUCCAGCAAAGAAAUGAGUUGUAGCCCUGUGUUUUCUGCUGCAGCAGAAAAUGAAGAAAGCAAAAUACCUCACCAAAAUGACUAUAGAACCCGGUCACUGAACCCCAUAUCUGUAUCACAAUCUGUGAACAUAGAUUGCCUGGAGCUGAUCUUACCUCCUGAAUUAGCCAUUCAAUUAAAUGAAAUAUUUGGACCUAUUGGUGUUGAUUCAGAAUCCUUAAGUGACGAAGAUUAUGUCGUCCACAUUGAUCUGGGUUUGGCCAAAGAAAUUCAUGAAAAAUGGAAAGCAUCUAUUAUGAAACGGCGGAAGAGAGAAGAUUUGCAUAAGCAGCUUGUUGAAGAUCCUGCACAGUUUGAGCAAUUUUGUCUACAGGAUACAGACCAUCAAAUACGAGCGACUAGUUCCUCAGCCUCUUGCCCACGUAUAGAAAGCACGGCAGCUUCAGAAGUUUUUCCCUUCAUGGAUCACUGGAAUGUGCAAACACAGAAAGUGUCACUCCGGGAAAUAAUGUCUGAAGAAAUUGCUUUACAAGAAAAACAGGAUCGGAAACGUUUUCCCUUUAUGGCUACAAAAGACUGUGCUGCUAUUCUGAAGGAGAAACAACUACUGGAGAUGUUCCCUACCAUUAGCCCAAAUUUCUUAAUGGAUAUCUUCAAGGACUACAAUUAUUCUUUGGAACAGACAGUCCAGUUUCUGAGCUGUGUCCUGGAGGCAGACCCAGUAAAGACAGUUGUAGCCAAAGAAACACCUCUGGGUACCACUUUCUCUUCUUGCAGUGUUUCAAAGAGCCGAGAGAAAAAGGCUAAGAAGUGCAGAGAGCCAGACGACAUCCUCUCUGAUAAGAAAUUCCAAGACUUCAGAUGCCCAGGGUAUGACGACUUCAGGGCAGAGGCUUUUCUUCAUCAGCAGAAAUGGCAAGAGUGUUUGAGAAAAGCUGGGGAGGCAUAUCGCAUGGGAAUGAAGCCUGUAGCAGUAUUUUAUGUACAACGGGGCCGUCUUCACGAGCAGAAGAUGAAAGAAGCAAACCGUGAUGCUGCUAUGCAAAUCUUUGAGACAAUGAAUGCCACCUUGCUGCCUGAAAAUCUUUUGGAUCUCCAUGGUCUUCAUGUGGAUGAAGCUUUGGACCAUUUAUCCAGAGUACUGCUGGAGAAGACGGAAGAAUACAUCCAGGCUGGUGGUAAACCAUAUCUCUACGUGAUCACAGGAAAGGGAAACCAUAGCCAAGGGGGCGUUGCUCGCAUCAAACCAGCAGUCACAAAGUAUCUCGGAAGUCACAAAUUCAAAUUCACAGAAAUAAAGCCGGGCUGCUUGAGAGUCAUGCUGAAGUGAAAGAAUGCAAAAUCUGGCAAUAUUGAGAGACAAGCAGCUUCCAGCAUAUUAGGGUCACUCUCCUACUCUUUAGAAUCUGAAGAACUAUAUUUGCUAUAAACGUUUUAACUUAUUUUUAGAUGGUAUGUUUGUCAGCACGUUAUCCCCCACCCAGCUAAAUGGACUUGCUUUGUUUUGUUUUUGUAAAGGGACUUGCUUUGUUUUGUUUUUGUAAAGGGAAGUAUUUGCCAGGCCUUUGCUGCCAUCAAUUUCGUUUCUGCAAAAAGUAAACUUUCAAAGGGAAGCUCAGGCUCCAGUUCUAAGCCACCUUUCUACCCAGUCAAGAGAAUAUCCAUGAAAUUUCCCAGCUCUGCCCCCUUUUUAACUCUGUCUAGUCUCUGUAUACAUUUGAAAGGUGGGCAACUCUCUGUAUGUUUCCAAGAUUAUUUCAAAGAAGCUGAAGCAGCUAGAGGUUGGAGAAAAGAAGCGACCCUGUGGGUCUAGUGAUAGAACCUGAUUGUUAUUUAUACCCUUGAUUCCUUUCCCCAUUCUUACAGUGGGGCAAAGGAAAUCCUUCAGUAACUAAGACUCAGUCCAGUUGCCUUCAGACUGCCAGUGGUAGUGAGGAAUUAUUAUAUGAUCUGUAACUGUAAUUGUAACUGUAAUACAUUAUUUGCUAAAUUCACCCUGGUCCUAAACUCAAAGAUUUCUUACGAAUUAAUGUAAGCAGAAGCUUUCUUAUUCACUUCAGUGUUGGGAUCAGGACUACCCUGUACAGCUAGUUUAUUCUCACACAGCUGUCCUCAAGAACUGGAAUUCACAAGGAAUCACCUUCUUCCUUGGAGUUCUGUUCAUUGGAUCCCCUACACCAGUGGUAGCGAACCUUUGGCACUCCAGAUG